Molecule: messenger RNA, 1617 nt
Organism: Hansenula anomala
Lineage: Eukaryota; Fungi; Ascomycota; Saccharomycetes; Phaffomycetales; Wickerhamomycetaceae
Exons: 2
Coding region: 197-1507 (436 amino acids)
Source: RefSeq, a predicted model, not a curated record
CAAAAACAUCAACACCAAAGGGUCUAGUCAAGUGGGCUUGCAAUCAGUUGUGCUCAAUCACGCCCAUAUCACUCAAAAGAACAGUCUUUAGCCUACCAGUCACCUCAAGGGCCCCUCCAGCCAACAGAAUAAUAUAGAGAUCCUUUAAGGGUUCUCGCGUAAAGUACCUUUAUAACACCAAACGACAAUAUCAACAAUGUCAAACGAUACCUCCUCUUUGAGAGAUGAAGUUGAGAAAUUGAAGAGCCUUUUACAAGAACAAAAAAAUGUCGCUUCUGCAAAUAACGAAAAUAUAAAUAAGAAGUUGAAUGAGUUUGUUGAAAGAGAUAAUACAAGAUUUGGCCAACUAAACACUGUGAUUGACUUGCUAAUCAAGGAAAACCAAGAAAUGAAGAAUAUUAUUCAAAAUCAAAGAUUUGUUAUUCAACCAAUCAACCCGUAUAAUAUCGGUCCAGGAAGUACAGAUAACAGUACAUCAGGUCCCUCAGGGCAAAUAAUUGGUGGUAAUCAACAACAUAUCCCACACCCACCUCCACCAGGUGCUGCUAAUACUAUAAAUCCUUUCCAAGAUCCAUCUUUUUUACCAAAUGGUGCUAAUGCAGCAGCCAAUCCCCAAGGUGUACCUCAACAAAGUCCAAAUAAUCAUCAUCCUCCUGCUCAAUCUACUCCACAUCAACAACAAAUACCUCCUCAGCAACAACAAAAUCUUCAUCAUCAACAGCAACAACAACAACACCAUCAUCCUGCUCAAGUCCCAAAUGGUCAUACUCCUGUCUUGGAUAACAAUUCAAUCAAUGAUCAUAAUGCUCAAAGUGGAUCAAUGAUUAGGUUCAUAAACAAUCAAUAUGUUGAUGAUACCGAAGCUCAAAUAAAUGCAGCUAAUAACCAUGGGACUUCAAAUCAUAACCAAAGAAUAGAUUUUGUCUUUAUGGAUCCAAGUGCUAAUAAAAGAAGUCAAUAUAGAGUUCAUUCAAAUUCGUUAGGUUCAUCAAAUGUUUCAGGAAGACAUGAUGAUGAUUCAAUGACCUCAGGUUCUGAUACCCAAAUAACUUUACCAACUAGUACAAGCACUACAACUACUGCCAAUAAUCCUAUUGCCAAUAGUCGACUACAAAGAAUAAAUAAUAGAACUGAUACUGAAUUUGAAGCUGAGAAUUAUGAUUUGAUUAUUCAUAAUGAUUUCAACAAAGUUGAAGAUGUUUAUUUUGAAUAUUACAAUAGUUUGAAACCUCAAGUGGAGAAAGUUUCAAAAGCUUAUAAAGUUAAAAAAAUUAGAAAAUAUCAAAAAAUUAAAGCAUUAGCUGUUAGAAUUGAUCGUUAUAAAAAAUUGAAAAAUUGUUCAUUAGAGGAAAGUUUUAAUUAUUUUGAGAAUUUAAGACUUGGAAACGAUAAUAGAAAAAAAUCUGUUGCUUGGUUAUAUAAUUCAUUACCUGAUGUUUUGAAAAAAGUUGGUUUAGAUGAUCAACUGAAAAAAUUUUCUUCAAAUCCAAAUGAUGAUGAUGAUUGAUUUUCAUUUCUUUUCAAGUUCCACUGUUUUUUUUCAUCUUAUUGUUCCUUUUGUCAAAAGCCCUAAUGCGUUAUUUCUCCAGGCUAAACUUUUUUAAUCGGUUUUCUGUU